Molecule: messenger RNA, 886 nt
Organism: Armigeres subalbatus
Lineage: Eukaryota; Metazoa; Arthropoda; Insecta; Diptera; Culicidae
Exons: 4
Coding region: 218-763 (181 amino acids)
Source: RefSeq, a predicted model, not a curated record
GGGGGGACAUAUGGAGAAUAAAUAAAGAUUACGGGGAACGCCACCGUUUGUGAUAUGUACAUCGAAUUGUGUACAUUCGGCAACCGAUUGAUUGUAUUAGGGAUUGUUGCUCUUUUUAGCCAAUUUCGCACAUUGCUUGAUUGCGUUUGCAAGUGGUUCAGUUACUUUACACUGAUCGAUUAGAUUUGUUGCAUUUAAUUUGUAAAAACCCUUGAGCAUGGCUAAAAUUCACGGAACUUGUUUGCAUCUCAUGCAACGGAUGUAUAUUUCCUACGAAGAUAAACGCAUCCUCGCAUAUCUGAUUGGUGGCUUGGCAACGCUUUUCGGAACUGUUAUCUACGGUAUGGUGGCGGCACACAAAUUCGGAGCCCUUGCAGAUGGCGGCUGUCUUUCGUUGUCAUAUGGCAAGUAUCCUGGAAGAUUGUACAAUCUGGAGUUCCCAUUGCUGACAGUGAUGCUGCUGAUAUACUACGCCGCAACCUGUGCAUUUUUCUGGGGAAUCGUCAAGGCCCAGUACAUACUGCCAUUCUUCUGCCUUCUGGUGGCCACCAUGGGAUUCAUCGGGCAUGCUCACGUUGAAAGGAUGUUGUUCGAGGUCAGUGAGGACGAGCGAAGGUUCAUUAUUGUGGCUUUUGUGUUUACGACAGCUGUUCUGGUUUUUGCCAGCGCAAUUACAAUGUUGCUGUACCGAGAAAUGAACAAUCUGCGGCGCUACAAGGUGGAGGAGUUUAACGAGCUCUUCGCGCCCGAGGACAAGUAUUGAUGUGAAGCCGUGCCAGCAAAAUUUAUUGCUGAAGCUGCAUGUAUAACAUAUUUAAGUACAAAUAUCUAUUGAAUAUUAUAAGGAUAAUUAAAGUAAGCUGUAUUGAUUUUUUUUUUGUAAAAA